GGCAGGUGGCGCUGUGGGCUGGAUGGCUGUUUCAGCCAAGCUAUCUGGUCCCGGAGUCCAGGGCCUCCGCCGCCGACGCCACAGCCGCUUGUGCAGCUUCUGCUCGGGCUGCACGUGUACUGGCGCUGCUGGAGCUGGUGGCUCCGGGUGGCUAGGAUCUCUGGCUGGGCGCCAGCCACAGCGGUGGAGGCAGAGAUGCACGUGUUCCUGGAGGUACGCAGACAGCUGGAGAGCGCCCUGCUGAUCCUGGGAGAGCCAAAGGAAGGAGGCAUGCCCAUGGAUAUCUCUGUAACUCCAUCCUCCCUUCAGAUGAAAACCCCUGAAGGCUGCACAGAGGUCCGGCUUCCAGCAGAGGUCAGGCUUGUACCUUCUUCUAGCCGUGGGCUGCGGUAUGUUGCCGGCGACGGACUGCACCUGCGGCUGCAGGCGCAGGCAGAAUUCAGCUCAAAACUGAUUUCAAUGUUUAAUCAAAGCUCACACACCCGAGGCUGUUGCACAUUUUAUUGCCAAUCCUGUGGUGAAGUCAUAAUCAGGGACAGGAAGCUCCUUAGGGUGCUCCCCUUGCCGACAGAGAACUGGGGAGCUCUGGUUGGAGAAUGGUGCUGUCAUCCGGACCCCUUUGCUAAUAAGCCACUUGAUCCACAAGAGAAUGACUGUUUUAUUGGAGACUCUUUCUUCCUGGUGAAUUUAAGAAAUGAUCUGUGGCAGCCAAGACCUCAGCUAGCUCCAGAGGAGACGCACUGUCUUUCUUCUGAGAACCACUUUAAAUUGAAACCAAAGGCAAAUACCAAAGUAAUUUGUAAGCGUUGCAAGGUAAUGGUGGGAGAGACUAUGUCAUCAGAAACAAUUAAGUUUUAUAUGACAGAGAUGAUUAUUCAGCCAUCUGAGAGAAAUUUUCCCAUCAUACCAAGGUCUCAGUUUGUACAGAGCAUUAUCGCCCAAUGUCUGAUGGAACUCUCCUCUGCUAGAAGCACUUUUAGAUUCAUUAUUCAAGGUCAUGAUGGCAAAACGUACAUCUUGCUCUGGCUUUUAAACUCAGACAGUUUGGUGAUUGAAUCUUUGGGAAAUUCCAAAAGUGUCAAAAAGUUUCCCUUGCUGGAAGACGUAUCGAAGGCUAACUUCAGCUCUGCUUGGAAUGCCGUCAAGGUUCUGUACCAGCCAUGCAUCAAAAACAGGAAUGAAACGCUUACCAGCUCCUGGGAAAGUGACAUCAGCGUCCACUCUUUAACCCUGCCCUCUGCAACCUGCUUGGAGCUGCUGUUGAUAUUAUCAAGGAAUACCGCCAUGCUGCCUCCCUCCCUCCGCUCCAUGAAUUCCUUUCAGGUAAGGAAUUGCUCCUUUAGCAGAGUGUGAUAUCUCAGUUUUACUUGUGAUUGUUUUCUAAGGAGCCUGGCUUUCACAGGAGGUAGUAGUCCAUGGAAACCCACAUUUUCACAUAAAAUAAUAAUAAGCAUAAUGCAUGUACUAUCUUGUCUCUUUUUGAAUAAAGGAACAAAUAGAGGCUCAAAAUCAACUAGAUAAUUGUCUAGUAGUGACAGAAUCCAUACCUAACUCCAGGGUUUGUUCUCUUAAUCUUCAUCUUUUCUGCCUCUGAGAGAAAAGGCAGGAACAUUUGGCAGAGACACUGUGAAUGCCACUUCCUUUUCCCCAGAUUUGCCCUAGAACAAGGAUUUUCAGCUGGUGGCGAUAGUGUCCUACCCACUCUCAGCACCUGUUCCCUCUCUCCCUGGCCCCUCCCUCGUCACUUUCCCAUUGUCCUGAAUAUUUAUCGGUGCUCCUGGUAAAUGACAAGGUCAGAACAGAGCAGGACAAACAGAACAGCAAAUAGGGGCUGACCAGCAAGACUACUCACUUCCUGGCAGGCAGCUGAUUGUCACUAAGGAGGCAAAUGGGAAUUACAAAAUGUUAAUUAAUCACCUAAGUUGUGACCCAGUAGCUACUGACUGUGAUUGAAUACAUCUGUGACUCUUUACAACAGAGUAAUAUUCACAAGCCUUCUGAGGCUGGUGAGAAGGCCACGUGCCUUCUUGAGAAGCCAUUGUGGGUUAGCUCUGCUUCUGAAGGGUUGCUGAUGUAUCCUAAGGUAACUUCGGGAUCAGCAUACCAUUGCUUGGUGAACCUCUGUGUUAAAACAAGGGUGGAUUUUCUUAUGUAUUAUAGCUCAGUAAAUUGAUUAAAAAAAACUGCUCCAAUGUAAUUUGUAUCCAUAUUCUCAUGGUAAUUUGUUACAUUGAUUAUCUCUGUGAUUUUCCUCCUGAUAAAAAUCCAGACUUCAUUGGUCAUGGUAUACAGUACCUGUUUGUAUUUAUGAUUCAUCACUCAAUUAUCAACUUUAAUCCUGAACUCAAGGGACCUUAGAGAAUACCUUAUCAUUUUGUAGAAGAAGAAACUGAGACCCAGAGAAAUGGAGUGGGCUGGCCAGGCAUCACCCAGUGUGUUAGAGACAGAGCUGGACUCACCAGGCUUAUGCCUGGGCAACUGUGUCUGCCACCUAAAUGCAGGACUCACUGAAGGGGGGGUGUGGCAGGGCACUGUCAGUGGUACCCCUUAUUCUGUAUGAUUUAUAAUUACUUUGUUUAUUUGUAUAUUGCCCUGAACCAGAAAUGAUGUAAAAUUCUAUCAAUCCUUAUUUCUUUUAAGUUUUGCUCUUUGGAUUGAACAUUGGAUAACAUAUAAGUUUGUAUAUGUCCACAAACUUUUAUGGAGGGAGAUAAGAAACUUAACAGUGGUUACCUUUGGGGAGUGAGGCUGGUAGACAAUUAUUUUUUAUUUCCCUCCCUCAUGUCCUGUGUGAAAUUUUCACGCAGUGAGUGAGUGGGGAGCAAGAGAGAUGAAUCUGACUUCAAGGAUUUUAUACAACAUAUUGGGGAAGAUGGGACAAUUAUCCAUGUGUAAUAUAAAUUGAGAAUAAUUAUAUUACAAAGUAGCCUCAAUGCCAGUCUUAAAGCAAUUGAAGGUAAAGAGAAAUCUGAACCAGGUGUGGGGGAUUUGAGAGGAGGCUGAAUCUUCGUUUCUUCUCCAUGAGACCGGCAGAUGGUCCUGUACUCUUCAAGGGUCUCUGCUCGGGCUCUGUAAACAUGGGUGUGAAGGCCUGGCCUGUGCUUGGUGGCACUGGUGUUCUCUUCUAACACCUUUACUUACAGGAGCUUUGAGAGCUGCCAGGAUGUUAAUUACUGAAUGCCCUUCUCUGUUAGUGAUUGUGCUUCCUCUGGUCCCAGUCCAUUUGCUGAAUGUUAUCAUCAGAAGCAUAUACACUUUUCCAGCUUCAAAGGUACAGAGACUUGUCACAAUUUCAUGAACAAUGUCUGCCUAAGAGAUUUUUCUCUGUUGCUGGCCCUGGAAAGAUGCAUUCUUAUUAUGAAUAUACCAGGAAUUGACUUCCCAAUGCAGGCCUUCACUCUGAAAUAAAGGAUCAGUGAAAAGGGGAGGAUGUCUGUCAGGUUAGAAAGAGAUGCUCUGAUUCUUCAUCUGCUCAUGCUCUGAUUCUUUUAACUCCUCCUUAAUCAUUUAUUACAAUAGCACGGAAUGGGACUGCUCAUCUGCUUGUACUUGGGAUUUACUUUUUCAAUUGGGGACUCACUUGAAUGCAGUUUUUUCAAGUGCUGCAUUGGCAAGAGCUGUAAAAUAAUGGAAUGACAUUUGUCAGUGAACCACCCUUACAUUUCUAGUUCUGUUGUAAUCCAGGCCAAGUAAGUUACUGUGAGCAAUCUUUUUUUUUUGUAAAAAUGUGAUUUUCAGUUUCUGAGGAUUCAAACUGCACCCCUCCUUGAGCUGUUAUCACUGCCCAAUCCCAAAAGGAGAGGUUUAUCUCAUUAAUUGGAGCUAUGAACAUGUAUGAAAUUCUAACUUCUUAAAUUACAGUAUAACAUUUCCCUCAGGCCAAUAGGGACAUCUUUGGGUGGAUUUGUUACAAUUUUAACUUGUACUCUGUUACAGUACCUUAACAUCCCUGGUGUGACUGUGAGCAAGCAGAAUAUAGGAUUUGCUUGAGAAUCACUGAUGUAAUUGCUAGACACCUACUGCCAUUGUUGCCGUAGCCCCAAGAAGAAGGAUGGACUUACCAUGCCACUCUCUGCUUAAACUUCUUCUGUGACUUUUUAUUGCAGUGAGAAUAAAAUCCAAGCAUCUUAACCUGGCCAGCCAAGGUUGGCAACAUCUGGCCCUGCCUCACCAUUUGGCCUGCUCUCCUGCUCUCUCCCUCACACUCUGUUCCAGCCACACUGGUCUUGUUUCCUGCUGCCUGUCACAACAAGCUGGUUCUGGCCACAGAGGCUGUGCACUGGCUGUUUUCUUUGCUACCAAGAAAUAUCCUGGACCAGAUCUUUGCAUGCCUGGGCUCAUCUUUUCUUUCAGGUGUCAGUCAGGAGUCCCCACCCCUAAGAGGCCUACCCUGACACUCCUCAUCAAAUUCCCCACUCCCCACCAGCAUAUUCUAUAAUGU
Phyllostomus discolor (pale spear-nosed bat) is the source of this 4441-nucleotide messenger RNA. It is a transcript of the gene UBE3D, whose product is annotated as ubiquitin protein ligase E3D. NCBI's taxonomy places the organism in Eukaryota, Metazoa, Chordata, Mammalia, Chiroptera, Phyllostomidae. Gene Ontology annotation, cellular component: cytosol; ubiquitin ligase complex; nucleus. Bases 196 to 1353 code for a protein of 385 amino acids. Gene Ontology annotation, biological process: proteasome-mediated ubiquitin-dependent protein catabolic process; protein polyubiquitination; protein monoubiquitination. The record is from RefSeq and is a predicted model, not a curated record. The transcript is spliced from 9 exons. Gene Ontology annotation, molecular function: cyclin binding; ubiquitin conjugating enzyme binding; ubiquitin protein ligase activity.